Molecule: messenger RNA, 497 nt
Organism: Phyllopteryx taeniolatus (common seadragon)
Lineage: Eukaryota; Metazoa; Chordata; Actinopteri; Syngnathiformes; Syngnathidae
Gene: polr2l
Product: RNA polymerase II, I and III subunit L
Exons: 3
Coding region: 170-373 (67 amino acids)
Biological process (GO): transcription by RNA polymerase I; tRNA transcription by RNA polymerase III; transcription by RNA polymerase II
Cellular component (GO): RNA polymerase III complex; RNA polymerase II, core complex; RNA polymerase I complex
Molecular function (GO): DNA binding; zinc ion binding; DNA-directed RNA polymerase activity
Source: RefSeq, a predicted model, not a curated record
AGAAGAAGAAGACCGGAAGUUGUCUCCUUUUAUUUGGAAUCGUCACGCCGGAUUUUUUUUUUAGUGAAAGGAAUUUAGUACUAUUCUGCCAUCUAAGAAGUGGAGCUCUUCGAUUACUAUUUUUCUUUGUUGGUCAAACUGCAACUGGACCACCGAGGGUGUCUUGAAAAUGAUCAUCCCAGUGCGGUGCUUCACGUGCGGAAAGAUUGUGGGUAACAAGUGGGAGAUGUAUCUUGGCCUCCUCCAGGCAGAGUACACUGAGGGUGAUGCACUUGAUGCUUUGGGCCUGAAGAGAUACUGCUGUCGAAGGAUGCUCCUGUCUCAUGUGGAUCUUAUUGAAAAGUUGUUGAAUUAUGCCCCCCUGGAAAAGUAAUUGCAACUGGCCUCCUCUCACAAUAUUGUGUACUUUGUUAGGCUUCCUUUUGUCUAUUUUGAUGUAAAAGAACAAUGCUUUUUGACAUUACGUUUGAAUUUUAAAAUAAAGCUGUUAAAUGUCA